UGGAAAAUAAUGUCGUUUCUGCGCAUGUUAAUAUUUGUUUAUCAUUUAUCAGCUCAUUGUGUACUUAAAAUCCGUGCCAAAGACAUUUUAAGUAUGGUUUUUGAGUUUCAAGCAAUAGUUAUUACCAAAAACAUUUGCAAUAUUUAUCUAAGUGCAUUGGAUGUUUGUAAAUACCAAAGGUGGUUGUCUAAGUUCAGAUCCGGUAAUUUUAAACUAACAACUUUAGACAAUGACGUAAAAGCAAAUCCAUGUUAAUCAAACAAGAAGACAUCCUAAAAUGCGGUCUUUUGUGUUUUGUGGAGCAUUCGCGGAAUCGUUCAUUUUGAAGGACUCAAAC
Messenger RNA from Nicrophorus vespilloides, 337 nucleotides. RefSeq lists its product as uncharacterized. Lineage: Eukaryota; Metazoa; Arthropoda; Insecta; Coleoptera; Silphidae. Bases 10 to 255 code for a protein of 81 amino acids. The record is from RefSeq and is a predicted model, not a curated record. The transcript has 2 exons.